This is a messenger RNA of Galeopterus variegatus (Sunda flying lemur), 2749 nucleotides long. It is a transcript of the gene MCC, whose product is annotated as mutated in colorectal cancers. The transcript has 18 exons. Gene Ontology annotation, cellular component: cytoplasm. Bases 1 to 2568 code for a protein of 855 amino acids. NCBI's taxonomy places the organism in Eukaryota, Metazoa, Chordata, Mammalia, Dermoptera, Cynocephalidae. The record is from RefSeq and is a predicted model, not a curated record. Gene Ontology annotation, biological process: negative regulation of canonical Wnt signaling pathway.
AUGUCCCAGUGUCUGAUGCUGAAGGAAAAUCCUCAGACUGACAGUUCAGAGGCUGAGGAGGCAACCCAGCUGUUGAAGGGAGUGAAGUUGUGUCCCUCUCCACCGUGCUUGAAACAAAGCCGUCUCAAAAGGAUUCUCCAUUUAGCAGCCCUGGCUUCGCUAAAAGGAGAUAUAGUCGAGCUUAAUAAACGUCUGCAGCAAACAGAACGUGAACGUGACCUCCUGGAAAAGAAAUUGGCCAAGGCACAGUGUGAGCAGUCCCACCUCAUGAGAGAACAUGAGGAUGUGCAGGAGCGGACGACACUUCGGUACGAGGAGCGCAUCACAGAACUCCACAGCAUCAUUGCUGAGCUCAAUAAGAAGAUAGACCGUUUGCAAGGCACCACCAUCAGGGAGGAAGAUGAGUACUCUGAGCUGCGAUCAGAACUCAGCCAGAGUCAACAGGAAGUCAACGAGGACUCUCGAAGCGUGGAUCAGGACCAGACCUCUGUCUCUAUCCCCGAAAACCAGUCCACCAUGGUCACUGCCGACAUGGAUAACUGCAGUGACCUGAACUCAGAACUGCAGAGGGUGCUCACGGGGCUGGAGAAUGUCGUCUGCGGCAGGAAGAAGAGCAGCUGUAGCCUCUCCGUGGCCGAGGUGGACAGGCACAUCGAGCAGCUCACCACCGCCAGCGAGCACUGCGACUUGGCUAUUAAGACAGUCGAGGAGAUCGAGGGGGUGCUUGGCCGGGACCUAUACCCCAACCUGGCUGAAGAGCGGUCUCGAUGGGAGAAGGAGCUGGCUGGGCUGAGGGAAGAGAACGAGAGCCUGACUGCCAUGCUGUGCAGCAAAGAGGAGGAGCUGAACCGGACCAAGGCCACCAUGAACGCCGUCCGUGAGGAGCGGGACCGGCUCCGGAGGAGGGUUCGAGAACUUCAAACCCGACUACAGAGCGUGCAGGCCACAGGUCCCUCCAGCCCUGGCCGCCUCACUUCCACCAAUCGCCCAGUUAACCCCAGCACUGGAGAACUGAGCACAAGCAGCAGCAGCAAUGACAUUCCCAUUGCCAAGAUUGCUGAGAGGGUGAAGCUAUCAAAGACAAGGUCUGAAUCCUCAUCGUCUGAUCGGCCAGUCCUGGGCUCAGAAAUCAGUAGCAUAGGGGUGUCCAGCAGUGUGGCAGAACACCUGGCCCAUUCACUUCAGGAUUGCUCCAACAUCCAAGAGAUUUUCCAAACACUCUACUCACACGGAUCUGCCAUCUCUGAAAGCAAGAUUAGAGAAUUUGAGGUGGAAACAGAACGUUUGAAUAGCCGUAUUGAACACCUCAAAUCCCAAAAUGACCUCCUGACCAUAACCUUAGAGGAAUGUAAAAGCAACGCUGAGAGGAUGAGCAUGCUGGUGGGGAAAUACGAGUCCAACGCCACGGCCCUGAGGCUGGCCUUGCAAUACAGCGAGCAGUGCAUCGAAGCCUACGAGCUCCUCCUGGCGCUGGCCGAGAGCGAACAGAGCCUCAUCCUGGGGCAGUUCCGAGCGGCGGGCGUGGGAUCCUCCCCUGGAGACCAGUCAGGGGAUGAAAACAUCACUCAGAUGCUCAAGCGAGCUCAUGACUGCCGGAAGACGGCCGAGAAUGCCGCCAAAGCCCUGCUCAUGAAACUGGACGGCAGCUGCGGGGGAGCCUUUGCCGUGGCCGGCUGCAGCGUGCAGCCCUGGGAGAGCCUCUCCUCCAACAGCCACACCAGCACAACCAGCUCCACGGCCAGUAGCUGCGAUACCGAGUUCACGAAGGAAGAUGAGCAGAGGCUGAAGGAUUACAUCCAGCAGCUCAAGAAUGACAGGGCCGCAGUCAAGCUGACCAUGCUAGAGCUGGAAAGCAUCCACAUCGACCCGCUCAGCUACGACGUCAAGCCCCGGGGAGACAGCCAGAGGCUGGAUCUCGAGAAUGCCGUGCUGAUGCAGGAGCUGAUGGCCAUGAAGGAGGAGAUGGCCGAGCUGAAGGCCCAGCUCUACCUCCUGGAGAAAGAGAAGAAGGCCCUGGAGCUGAAGCUGAGCACGCGGGAGGCCCAGGAGCAGGCCUACCUGGUGCACAUCGAGCACCUGAAGUCCGAGGUGGAGGAGCAGAAGGAGCAGCGCAUGCGGUCCCUCAGCUCCAGCAGCAGCGGCGGCAAGGACAAGGCCGGCAAGGAGUGUGCUGAUGCUGCCUCUCCAGCUCUGUCACUAGCCGAGCUAAGGACGACGUGCAGCGAGAGUGAGCUGGCCGUGGAGUUCACCAACGCCAUCCGUCGAGAAAAGAAAUUGAAGACCAGAGUUCAAGAGCUUGUGAGUGCCUUGGAAAGACUCACCAAGAGCAGUGAAAUCCGACACCAGCAAUCAGCAGAGUUUGUGAAUGACCUAAAGCGGGCCAACAGCAACCUGGUGGCUGCCUAUGAGAAAGCAAAGAAGAAGCAUCAAAACAAGCUGAAGAAGUUGGAGUCUCAGAUGAUGGCCAUGGUAGAGCGACACGAGACCCAAGUGAGAAUGCUCAAGCAAAGAAUAGCACUGCUGGAGGAGGAGAACUCCAGGCCACACACCAAUGAAACGUCACUCUAAUGGGCACUCAGGUGCCACAGUUCUGCCGUGAGCUACGCUACAGCAGGCCACUGAGGAGAGAAGGGCCCCAGGGGUGAGACUACCUGUUGAGAGAAUGAGGAAAGGGAAGGUUGGCAGGUAGGUCAGCACUGGACAACGGAGUGCCACGGACUCAGCCCUUGGGGUGAGUGGCGCUGGUGAC